ACUUUGAGAACAGAUCACAUCAUGGAAUUUAUACCUGUGGUUGACUUCGAUGGCUACAAACUCGGUAUUGGGGAUGUCACUGACCAGAACCUGCAAAAGUUAUGCAAAGAACUUCGAAAGGCCUUCACCGAAGUGGGGUUUGUGUAUCUUAAAAAUACUGGAAUAGAUCAGAGAGAGGUGGAUCGUGUCAUGGACAUUUCUAAGAAGUUCUUCCUGCUUUCUGAAGAUGAGAAAAAACCCUUCAGUAGAGGCAGUUUCGUGAAUAAUUUAAAUCAUGGCUGGGUGUCCUUAGAAAGAGAAAGUUUGAACCCUCGAAAUCCAGGUGACUUGAAAGAAGCCUUCAAUACUGCAUCCUUGAGCCCAGAUAUUAAAUGGCCUUCUGAUGGUGUUAAUGGUUUCCGUGACAUCCAAGUCGGCUUUUUUCGACGUUGUAAGGAGCUUUCUCUUCGAGUAAUCAGGGUUUUGGCUCUCAGUCUAGGACUCGAUUCUGAUGUUUUUCUCAAGGCACACAGACUCAUUGGAAGUGAUAAGAAUGGCACCACCCUGCGCUCUCUUUAUUACCCUCCGGUGAAGGCUGAGAGCGUGAAGGAAGGUCAGCUCCGCUGUGGUGAGCACUCAGACUAUGGCAGCAUCACUCUUGUCUUCCAGAGCCAUGAGGCAGGCCUGCAGGUAUUAAAUUGCAAAGGGGAGUUUUUCUCAGCUCCAAGCAUUCCUGGAACAGUACUGAUCAACAUUGCAGAUCUGAUGCAGAGGUGGACCGGUGACGUGUUUGUGUCUGCUGUCCAUAGAGUUCUACUGCCUUCUGUGGGUGACUCAAACACAAGGCAGUCAAUGGCGUUCUUCGUGCAGCCGGACGAUGAUGCUAUCGUUAGCUGCUGUGAUGGCUCCAACAAAUAUCCUCCGGUGAAAGCACUGGAUUAUCUACUGGCAAGAUUUAGCGAGUCUUAUGGCAAAUAAAUAGACGUGUACUGCUUGUUGUGGUGCAGAUGAUUUUUAUUUUUCAUAAGUGUGAAUGUUCUUGUAAUCUUGUAAUGGAUUGUUACUCACUAGAGGGCGCACCUUACUUUGUACUCUCACUAUUGUUAGGACACUGAAAGGCCUAGCAAAUUGAAGCCUUUUUUCCAGAUCAGCCUCACUGAUAAGUAGCUUUCUUAAACUUCACAGCUAUUUAGUCCCAAUCCUUUAAGUUAUUUUCACCUUUUGCCUGUGGAAAUGCUCUUACUUUCAAAGCAAAAAGUUCUACUGGGUUUCUUUUGUUGUUGGUUUUUCACUUCUUCCUUCAAGAUGAUAGUUC
This is a messenger RNA of Silurus meridionalis, 1294 nucleotides long. RefSeq lists its product as uncharacterized. NCBI's taxonomy places the organism in Eukaryota, Metazoa, Chordata, Actinopteri, Siluriformes, Siluridae. The record is from RefSeq and is a predicted model, not a curated record. Gene Ontology annotation, molecular function: dioxygenase activity. The coding region runs from base 22 to 957 and encodes 311 amino acids. The transcript has 7 exons.